AUGCCAAUCAACGGGUAUGACAUCAUCAUUGUGGGCGUGGCAUCCCGUGUUAUGACACGUGUCUAGAGGCAUAAUGGUAAGUAAAAUGACAUAGGGUUCUGAGGUAAAUAAUGUUAAGGUUAUAAAAAACUUGGAAAUGAUAAUCAGUGUCUCAUUAAAACAUACACUACAUUACCAAAAGUAUGUGGACACCUGGUCGUCAAACAUCUCAUUACAAAAUCAUGGGCAUUAAUAUGGAGUUGGUCCCCCCUUUGCUGCUAUAACAGCCUACACUCUUCUGGGAAAGCUUUCCACUAGAUGUUGGAACAUUGCUGCAGGGACUUGCUUCCAUUCAGCCACAAGAGCAUUAGUGAGGUUGGGCACUGAUGUUGGGCGAUUAGGGCUGGCUCGCAGGCAGCGUUCCAAUUUAUCCCAAAGGUGUUCAAUGGGGUUAAGGUCAGGGCUCUGUGCAGGCCAGUCAAGUUCUUCCACACCGAUCUCAAAAACCAUUUCUGUAUGGACCCCGCUUUGUGUAUGGGGGCAUUGUCAUGCUGAAACAGGAAAGGGCCUUUCCCAAUCUGUUGCCACAAUGUUGGAAGCACAGAAUCGUCUAGAAUGUCAUUGUAUACUAUAGCGUUAAGUUUUCCCUUCACUGGAACUAAGGGGCCUAGCCCGAACCAUGAAAAACAGUCCCAGAUCAUUAUUCCUCCUCUACCAAACUUUAAAGUUGGCAUUAUGCAUUUGGCAGGUAGCGUUCUCCUGGCAUCUGCCAAAACCAGAUUCGUCCGUCGGACUGCCAAAUGGUGGAGCAUGAAUCAUCACUCCAGAGAACGUGUUUCCACUGUUCCAGAGUCCAAUGGCAGCGAACUUUCCACCAUUCCAGCCAACACUUGGCAUUGCGCGUGGUGAUCUUAGGCUUGUGUGCAGCUGCUCGGCCAUGGAAAACCAUUUCAUUACGUUAUUGUGCUGAUGUUGCAUCCAGAGGCAGUUUGGAACCCGGUAGUGAGUGUUGUAACCGAGGACAUACGAUUUUUAUGCGUUACGCGCUUCAGCACUUGGCGGUCCCUUUCUGUGAGCUUGUGUGACCUACCACUUCACGGCUGAGCCAUUGUUGCUCCUAGACGUUUACACUUCACAAUAACAGCACUUACAGUUGACCAGGGCAGUUCAAGCAGGGCAGAAAUGUGAAGAACUGACUUGUUGGAAAGGUGGCAUCCUAUAACGGUGCCACGUUGAAAGUCACUGAGCUCUUCAGUAAAGCCAUUCUACUGCCAAUGUUUGUCUAUGGAGAUUGCAUGGCUGUGUGCUCGAUUUUAUACACCUGUUAGUAACUGGUGUGGCUGAAAUAGCCAAAUCCACUAAUUUGAAGGGGUGUCCACAGACUUUUGUAUAUAUAGUGUAUUUUGUAAUGGGAUGUAAUUGUAAAUCAAAAUGACUGUAAAUGGUUUUCUUUCUACUCUCACCUUUUUAGAAUAUUUAUAUUUUGACAGUGUCCCAGUAUGCCAGUCACCUACUAUCAAACUGGGACACUCCUCUAGGUCAUUUGAAUGCAGAAAAUGUUGUUUACACUGUUCCAAAUGGUCACCCCAAAAAAUAUUGUAAUCUGUAGGCUAAACAGUCCCCUGCCAAGAUUUUGAUAAUAAUUUUUGAUAAGGAGGAGAUAAAUGAGCCUACAAAAAUUUAUUCACAGAUGGAUGAAAUUCACAGAUGUAGGCCUGUGCCUUCGGAAACUAUUCAGACCCCUUGACUUUUUCCACAUUUUGUUACGUUACAGCCUUAUUCUAAAAUUGAUUUAUUUUAAUUUUUUAUCCUCAGCAAUCUACAGACAAUACCCCAAAAUGACAAAGCGAAACAGGUUUUUAGAAAUGUUUGCAAAUGUAUUAAAAAUUAAAAACGGAAAUACCUUAUUUACAUAAGUAUUCAGACCCUUUGCUAUGAGACACGAAAUUGAGGUCAGGUGCAUCCUGUUUCCAUUGAUCAUCCUUGAGAUGUUUCUGCAACUUGAUUGGAAUCCACCUGUGGUCAAUUAAAUUGAUUGGACAUGGUUUGGAAAGGCACACACCCGUCUAUAUAAGGUCCCACAGUUGACAGUGCAUGUCAGAGCAAAAACUAAGCCAUGAGGUUGAAGGAAUUGUCCGUAGAGCUCCGAGACAGGAUUGUGUCGAGGCACAGAUCUGGGGAAGGGUACCAAAACAUUUCUGCAGCAUUGAAGGUCCCCAAGAACACAGUGGCCACCAUCAUUUUUAAAUGGAAGAAGUUUGGAACCACCAAGACUCUUCCUAGAGCUGGCCGCCCGGCCAAACUGAACAAUCGGUGGAGAAGGGCCUUGGUCAGGGAGGUGACCAAGAGGCCGGACUUGAACCCGAUCGAACAUCUCUGGAGAGACCUGAAAAUAGCUGUGCAGCAACGCUCCCCAUCCAACCUGACAGUGCUUGAGAGGAUCUGCAGAGAAGAAUGGGAGAAACUCCCCAAAUACAGUUGUGCCAAGCUUGUAGCGUCAUACCCAAUAAGACUCAAGGCUGUAAUCGCUGCCAAAGGUGCUUCAACAAAGUACUGAGUAGGGUCUGAAUACUUAUGUAAAUGUUUUAUUUCAGUUUGUUAUUUUUCAUAAAUUUGAAAAAAAAUUGCAAAAAAAUUGCAAAAAAAUUCUAAAUACCUGUUUUUACUUUGUCAUUAUUGUGUAUAGAUUGAUGAGGGGGAAAAAAACAAUUUAAGCAAUUUUAGAAUAAGGCUGUAACCUAACAAAAUGUGGAAAAGGUAAAGGUGUCUGAAAACUUUCCGAAGGCACUGUAGCUGAGCUAUUAGUCAUUGCAAUGUGUGAUAAAUCUUCAUAUAGCCUAUAUUUAGCCUAGUCUAUAGUUAAAGUUAUUGUCCACAGCCAACAAAUAGCCUACUGAUACUGACUAUAAUGUGCAGACUGAUCCUAUAUUUAGCUAACAUUCCACUCCUUCCACUGGGCACACACUAGUUGAAUCAGAGUUGUUUCCACGUCAUUUCUAUGCCGUCUGGCAAUUCUGGCAAAUGCCAGAAGGGCCGGGACCAUCUUUUAUGAGUUGUCUGGUCGAAAUGGACAAAACAAAUUGUAAAUAGAUAUAUUAUAAAAAAUGGACACGUACGGUUGCUCAUGAGCCUGUUUUUUUUAAUGACUUUUGUGCUAUUUCUCUGUUGUCAUAAUUGUCUAUAUUUAGCUGACCAGUGGGAAACGGCUGGCCCGGUUUUCUGAUUGGCUGAGGUAACGCAAAUUCACAUUCAAAAUUAAAUGCGCAUAUUCAAAGAGAGUGAGACCCACUCUGACUCUGUCAGUCACUCAGUCAAAACAGAAAAAACGGAAGGGUGGUGCUGAAAAAGUUAGAGACCAAAAAAAGGCUCUUGAGGCCGACGCUGCUAAGUGUGAGAAAUUAACAGACCUAUUUGUUAAAAGUUCUGGUGUGCUGGUCUGCUGUGUCUGUGAGAAAUGACAGAUCACCUACUGUGGUAGAAAACAGAGAAAGACACACUCACGCACACUGACACAGAUCAUGUAGCCUACUGCUGCCAGUUAGGCCUAAUACUGUGGCUGUAUAUUGUAUAAAUAAACACUGAGUGUACAAAACAUUUGGAACACCUGCUCUUUCCAUGAUAUAGACUGACCAGGUGAAUCCAGGUGAAAGCUAUGAUCCCUUAUUGAUGUCACUUGUUAAAUCCACUUCAAUCAGUGUAGAUGAAGGGGAGGAGACAGGUUAAAGAAUGAUUUUUAAGCCUUAAGACAACUGAGACAUGGAUUGUGUAUGUGUGCCAUUCAGAGUGUGAAUGGGCAAGACAAACUAUUUAAAUGCCUUUGAACAGGGUAUGGUAGUAGGUGCCAGGCUCACCGGUCUGAGUGUUUCAAGAACUGCAAUGCUGCUGGAUUUUUCCCGCUCAACAGUUUCCUGUGUGUAUCAAGAAUGGUCCACCACCCAAAGGACAUCCAGCCAACUUGACACAACUGUGAGAAGCAUUGGAGUCAAUAUUUUAUUUUAAUUUUAUUUAUUUCACCUUUAUUUAACCAGUUAAGCCAGUUGAGAACAAGUUCUCAUUUACAACUGCGACCUGGCCAAGAUAAAGCAAAGCAGUGCGAUAAAAACAACAACACAGAGUUACAUAUGGGGGAAAACAAAACAUAAAGUCAAAAAUACCACAGAAAAUAUAUAUACAGUGUGUGCAAAUGUAGCAAGUUAUGGAGGUAAGGCAAUAAAUAGGCCAUAGUGCAAAAUUAUUACAAUUAGUAUUAACACUGGAAUGAUAGAUGUCCAAGAGAUGAUGUGCAAAUAGAGAUACUGGGGUGCAAAUGAGCAAAAUAAAUAACAAUAUGGGGAUGAGGUAGUUGAGUGGGCUAAUUUCAGAAGGGCUGUGUACAGGUGUAGUGAUCGGUAAGGUGCUCUGACAACUGAUGCUUAAAGUUAUGAGGGAGAUAAGAGUCACCAGCUUCAGAGAUUUUUUGCAGUUCGUUCCAGUCAUUGGCAUCAGAGAACUGGAAGGAAUGGCGGCCAAAGGAGGUGUUGCUUUGGGGAUGACCAGUGAGAUAUACCUGCUGGAGCGCAUACUACGGGUGGGUGUUGCUAUGGUGACCAAUGAGCUAAGAUAAGGCAGAGAUUUGCCUAGCAGUGAUUUAUAGAUGGCCUGGAGCCAGUGGGUUUGGCGACGAAUAUGUAGUGAGGACCAGCCAACAAGAGCGUACAGGUCACAGUGGUGGGUAGUAUAUGGGGCUUUGGUGACAAAACGGAUGGCACUGUGAUAGACUACAUCCAAUUUGCUGAGUAGAGUGUUGGAGGCUAUUUUGUAAAUGACAUCGCCGAAGUCAAGGAUUGGUAGGAUAGUCAGUUUUACGAGGGCAUGUUUGGCAGCAUGAGUGAAGGAGGCUUUGUUGCGAAAUAGGAAGCCGAUUCUAGAUUUCACUCUGGAUUGGAGAUGCUUAAUGUGAGUCUGGAAGGAGAGUUUACAGUCUAACCAGACACCUAGUUAUUUGUAGUUGUCCACAUACUCUAGGUCAUACCCGUCGAGAGUAGUGAUUCUAGUCGGGUGGGCGGGUGCCAGCAGCGUUUGAUUGAAGAGCAUGCAUUUAGUUUUACUAGUGUUUAAGAGCAGUUGGAGGCUACGGAAGGAGUGUUGUAUGGCAUUGAAGCUCGUUUGGAGGUUUGUUAACACAGUGUCCAAUGAAGGGCCAGAUGUAUACAAAAUGGUGUCGUCUGCGUAGAGGUGGAUCUGAGAGUCACGAGCAGCAAGAGCGACAUCAUUGAUAUACACAGACAAAAGAGUCGUCCCAAGAAUUGAACCCUGUGGCACUCCCAUAGAGACUGCCAUAGGUCCAGACAACAGGCCCUCCGAUUUGACACAUUGAACUCUAUCUGAGAAGUAGUUGGUGAACCAGGCGAGGCAGUCAUUUGAGAAACCAAGGCUAUUUAGUCUGCCAAUAAGAAUGCGGUGGUUAACAGAGUCGAAAGCCUUGGCCAGGUCGAUGAAGACGGCUGCACAGUACUGUCUUUUAUCGAUCGCGGUUAUAAUAUCGUUUAGGACCUUGAGCGUGGCUGAGGGGCACCCAUGACCAGCUCGGAAACCGGAUUGCAUAGCGGAGAAGGUACGGUGGGAUUCAAAAUGGUCGGUGAUCUGUUUGUUAACUUGGCUUUCAAAAACUUUAGAAAGGCAGGGCAGGAUGGAUAUAGGUCUAUAACAGUUUGGAUCUAGAGUGUCACCCCCUUUGAAGAGGGGGAUGACCGCGGCAGCUUUCCAAUCUCUGGGAAUCUCAGACGUUACAAAAGAGAGGUUGAACAGGCUAGUAAUAGGGGUUGCGACAAUUUCAGCGGCUAAUUUUAGAAAGAAAGGGUCCAGAUUGUCUAGCCCAGAUGAUUUGUAGGGGUCCAGAUGUUGCAGCUCUUUCAGAACAUCAACUGUCUGAAUUUGUGUGAAGGAGAAGUGGGGGGGGGGGGCAUGGGCAAGUUGCAGCGGAGGGUGCAGAGCUGGUGGCCGGGGUAGUGGUAGUCAGGUGGAAAGCAUGGCCAGCCGUAGCAAAAUGCUUGUUGAAAUUCUCGAUUAUUGUAGAUUUAUCGGUGGUGAUAGUGUUUCCUAGCCUCAGUGCAGUGGGCAGCUGGGAGGAGGUGCUCUUAUUCUCAAUGGACUUUAGUGUCCCAAAACUUUUUGGAGUUAGUGCUACAGGAUGCAAAUUUCUGUUUGAAAAAGCUAGCCUUCGCUUUCUUAACUGCUUGUGUAUAUUGGUUCCUAACUUCCCUGAAAAGUUUCAUAUCGCGGGGGCUAUUCGAUGCUAAUGCAGUAUGCCACAGGAUGUUUUUGUGCUGGUCAAGGGCAGUCAAGUCUGACGAGAACCAGGGGCUAUAUCUGUUCUUAGUUCUGCAUUUUUUGAAUGGGGCAUGCUUAUUUAAGAUUGAGAGGAAAGCACUUUUAAAGAACAACCAGGCAUCCUCUACUGACGGAAUGAGAUCACUAUCCAUCCAGGAUACCUAAUAAUAAUAAUAAUAUGCCAUUUAGCAGACGCUUUUAUCCAAAGCGACUUACAGUCGUGCGUGCAUACAUUUUUGUGUAUGGGUGGUCCCGGGGAUCGAACCCACUACCUUGGCGUUACAAGCGCCGUGCUCUACCAGCUGAGCUACAGAGGACCACAUACCUGGGUCAGGUCAAUUAGGAAGGCCUGCUCGCUAAAGUGUUUUAGGGAGCGUUUGACAGUGAUGAUGGGUGGUCGUUUGACCUGCGUACCCGUUACGGACGCAGGCAAUAAGGCAGUGAUCGCUGAGAUCCUGGUUGAAGACAGCGGAGGUGUAUUUAGAGGGUAAGUUAGUCAGGAUGAUAUCUAUGAAGGUGCCCAUGUUUACGGAUUUAGGGUUGUACCUGGUAGGUUCCUUGACAAUUUGUGUGAGAUUGAGGGCAUCUAGUUUGGAUUGUAGGAUGGCCGUUGUGUUAAGCAUGUCCCAGUUUAGGUCACCAAGCAGUACAAACUCUGAGGAUAGAUGGGGGGCAAUCAAUUCACAUAUGGUGUCCAGGGCACCGCUGGGGGCUGAGGGGGGUCUGUAGCAAGUGGCAACAGUGAGAGACUUAUUUCUGGAAAGGUGGAUUUUUAGAAGUAGGAGCUCAAACUGUUUGGGCACAGACCUGGAUAGUAUGAUAGAGCUCUGCAGGCUAUCUCUACAGUAGUUUGCAACUUCACCCCCUUUGGCAGUUCUAUCUAGACUGAAAAUGUUGUAGUUGGGGAUGGAAAUGUCUGAAUUUUUGGUGGCCUUCUUAAGCCAGGAUUCAGACACUGCUAGAACAUCAGGGUUGGCGGAGUGUGCUAACGCAGUGAAUAACUCAAACUUAGGAAGGAGGCUUCUGAUGUUAACAUGCAGAAAACCAAGGCUUUUACAGUUACAGAAGUCAACAAAUGAUAACUCCUGGGGAGUAGGAGUGAUACUGGGGGCUGCAGGGCCUGGGUUAGCCUCUACAUCACCAGAGAAACAGAGGAGGACUAGAAUAAGGAUACGGCUAAAGGCUUUAAGAACUGGUCUUCUAGUGCGUUGGGUACAGAGAAUAAAGGGGGCAGAUUUCCGGGCGUUGUAGAAUAGAUUCAGGGCAUUAUGUACAGACAAGGAUAUGGAAGGAUAUGAGUACAGUGGAGGUAAAUCUAAGCGUUGGGUAACAAUGAAAGAGAUAGCAUCACUGGAGGCACCGAUUGAGCCGGUCUUUGCGUGUAUGGGGGGUGGAACAAAGGAGCUAUUUGAGGCAGUUUGAGAAUGACUUGGGGUUCUAUAUUGACAUUUUAUAAUAAGAACUAACUGGAACAGCAAUAGGCAAGGCAUAUUGACAUGGGAGAGAGGCAUAAAGCAAUCACAGGUGUUAUUAUAGAGAGCUAAGACAACAACUGGUAAUGGCGAUAAAGUUUGGGCUGAGGCUAAACAGAUAAACAGGACAGGGUACCGUGUAAAGGAACAGUCCAGCAGGCAUCAGCUGUGCAGCUGAGUGAUCAUAAGGUCCAGUGAACAACAAUAUGUGAGUCCGAGAGCAGUUCGAAUUGGUGCUAAAGCAUGUGGUAGAAAUAUUUGACUAAUAUAUAAUCAACUCAAAAAUAUCUCUCAAGACACCGGAGCUUGUGAAUCCAAGAAUUAUACUUUAUUGCAUAACAAAGCCGAGCUUGCACCAUGGAACAACUGUCUCUCUCUGGCUUAGAGAUCUCUUAUAUACACACAAAUGAAAAAACAUGCGUACUUUCCUAAUUUAUUGUAGUUCUGCCCCACCCUUCUUUUUCAACAUCUAGCUGGCACACAAUGUCCACUCCAAAAGGUCAUGAAUGCUUUUUUCUAUAUGAAGCCUCUCAUUCUAUCAUUCUAUUGGCUGCGUGGCUUAGGCCCCUUCUUAAAAAAGAACUACGGUAAUGCAUACCAUGUGUCUAUAACAAGCCCAUGGGCCACAGUUUGAGAGCCUCUGUGAAAGAACACAUGCAUUCAUUUAAAACACAGCAUAUACUACAUGUCUAUACUCCUUAUUUAAGCAUGUAUCUGGAUUAUAAAAUAUCAAACAUGUUUAUUAUAUUUUACCUUUGGCAUCUCCCUACAUGUGCCUUAAUGAUACAUAAAAUAAUACCAUAAGCACAGCGAGCAGGAAGCACGGCUGUUGUUUGCGUGUGCUAGCGGGCCGGAGCUAGCAGAUGGAUCUUCGUGGUCGUCGCAACGGGAAGCCUGUUGAAACCACAGACGAUUACGUUGGCAGACCAGUCGUGAUGGAUCGGCGGGGCUCCGUGUCGACUCUAGGAGGUCCCGUCCGGUUGACAGAGAGGUAGAUAGCCGGUAGAUGUGCCUAACUCGAGGCUAGCUCAAGACUGAUUAGCCAACAACAACAUCCAUUUUACAUUUUUACAUUUUUAGUCAUUUAGCAGACGCUCUUAUCCAGAGCGACUUACAGUUAGUGAAUACUUUAUUUUUAUUUUUAUCUUCUUUUUUUUUUAUAUACUGGCCCCCCGUGGGAAUCGAACCCACAACCAUGGCGUUGCAAACACCAUGCUCUAUCAACUGAGCUACAUCCCUGCCGGCCAUUCCCUCCCCUACUCUGGACGACGCUGGGCCAAUUGUGCGCCGCCCAUGAGUCUCCCGGUCGCGGCCGGCUGCGACAGAGCCUGGAUUCGAUUGCAGCUAGCUAGUUGCGAUGAUCAGGUGUUAAAGAUCCAGUGAUUUAGUGAUUCCGGCAGAAAAUCCGAUAUGUUCUGGGUCGAUAACGCGCUGUGCAGACAGUGCAGACUGGCCGAUAAUAGUCCAGGCUAGAGCUGGCUGGUAGGUAGUGCAGGCCACAGACAAUGGUGAAAAAACGCUAACGGUGGCUAAUAGCAAGUAGCUAGUUAGCUGGCUACUCCCGUCCGGUAGACAAAGAGGUAGAUAGCCGGGAUAUGGGCCUGGCUCAAGGCUAACUGGUGCUUGCUUCGGGGGCAGUGGUGAUUAGCCUACAGCAACAUCCAUUCGGUUGCGGCUAGCUAGUUGCGAUCCGGUGUUAGGGUCCAGUGAUUCAGUUAUUCCGGCAGAAAAUCCGAUGUUCUGGGUGAAAACCGCUAACAGUGGCUAAUAGCAAGUAGCUUGUUAGCUGGCUAGCUAGUUUCAACUGGAGAUUCUAGAUAAAGGUGAGUAAAUAAUAGAAUCCGUUCCACAUUGAGUGAGGCGGGUUGCAGGAAAGUAUAUUUAAUAGAAGGAUGAAAAGUGUGAUAGGGAAAUAUGUACGAAAAUACAAAAAACAGGCUAUUUACACAGACACACAACAAAGAACACGACCGCACUGCUACGCCAUCUUGGGCCAGCAUCGCUAUGGAACGCUUUCGAAACCUUGUAGAGUCCAUGCCCUGACGAAUUGAGGGGGUUCUGGGGGAGUGCAACUCCCUUUUUGUACACUCAGUGUACGAAAUAACGUAGCAAGUCAUUAGAUUGGCUUUUAUAACACAUAGGUAAGGCAAUAGCCAUUUACUAGACAUUUAUACAGUGCUUUUUACUAAACACAAGUUAUCAUGUAUUACAAUAAAGGUCAAUUUGGGGACUGUCUAUGUAUUUUUUUAUUGUUUUAUCAAUGUUUAUUCGCUUCUGAAUCUCAGUCUCCUCAGCCCAGCAUGUGAGUUUAUGAGUUGUAGUAACAAGUGACUCUGGUGUCGGAUUACAUUAAAGUCCCGCCUAUCUCCCGCUUAUUUCAUUAGCUGACAGCACCAUCACUUCUUGGCAGAAAGAUACGCAUCCACAUAAACUAGUCCCGGCAUCGUUCUUUGACAAACACAGAAGGUUGUAUAUUGAAUUCAGUAGAAGAACAGAGAGAGAGGGAGAGAGAGAGACAAAACAUUAAGGAACUGGCAGUCUCUCUCUCUCCUUCUCUCUCUCUCUCUGUUUUCUUCUGUUGAAUUAUAUGUAGCCUCAUAUUUAAACACGUAUCUAAAGUGGGCAGGGGAAACACUUGAAAUGCAAUAAUUAGAAAUAUGUACAGUUGAAGUCGGAAGUUUACAUACACCUUAGCCAAAUACAUUUAAACUCAGUUUUUCACAAUUCCUGACAUUUAAUCCUAGUAAAAAUUCCCUGUUUUAGGUCAGUUAGGAUCACCACUUUAUUUUAAGAAUGUGAAAUGUCAGAAUAAUAGUAGAGAGAAUGAUUUCUUUCAGCUUUUAUUUCUUUCAUCGCAUUCCCAGUGGGUCAGAAGUUUUACAUACACUCAAUUAGUAUUUGGUAGCAUUGCCUUUAAAUUGUUUAACUUGGGUCAAACGUUUCGGGUAGCCUUCCAGAAGCUUCCCACAAUAAGAUGGGUGAAUUUUGGCCCAUUCCUCCUGACAGAGCUGGUGUAACUGAGUCAGGUUUGUAGGCCUCCUUGCUCGCACACGCUUUUUCAGUUCUGCCCACACAUUUUCUAUAGGAUUGAGGUCAGGGCUUUGUGAUUGCCACUCCAAUACCUUGACUUUAUUGUCCUUAAGCCAUUUUGCCACAACUUUUGAAGUAUGCUUGGGGUCAUUGUCCAAUUGGAAGACCGAUUUGCGACCAAGCUUUAACUUCGUGACUGAUGUCUUGAGAUGUUGCUUCAAUAUAUCCACAUAAUUUUCCUUCCUCAUGAUGCCAUCUAUUUUGUGAAGUGCACCAGUCCCUCCUGCAGCAAAGCACCCCACAGCAUGAUGCUGCCACCCCCAUGCUUCACGGUUGGGAUGGUGUUCUUCGGCUUGCAAGUCCCCCUUUUUCCUCCAAACAUAACGAUGGUCAUUAUGGCCAAACAGUUCUAUUUUUGUUUCAUCAGACCAGAGGACAUUUCUCCAAAAGUACGAUCUUUGUCCCCAUGUGCAGUUGCAAACCGUAGUCUGGCUAUUUUAUGGCGGUUUUGGAGCAGUGGCUUCUUCCUUGCUGAGCGGCCUUUCAGGUUAUGUCGAUAUAGGACUCGUUUUACUGUGGAUAUAGAUCAUUUUGUACCUGUUCCUCCAGCAUCUUCACAAGGUCCUUUGCUGUUGUUCUGGGACUGAUUUGCACUUUUCGCACCAAAGUACGUUCAUCUCUAGGAGACAGAAUGCGUCUCUCCUGAGCGGUAUGACGGCUGCGUGGUCCCAUGGUGAUUAUACUUGCGUAGUAUUGUUUGUAGAAGAUGAACGUGGUACCUUCAGGCGUUUGGAAAUUGCUCCCAAGGAUGAACCAUACUUGUGGAGGUCUACAAUUCUUUUUCUGAGGUCUUGGCUGAUUUCUUUUGAUUUUCCCAUGAUGUCAAGCAAAGAGGCACUGAGUUUGAAGGUAGGCCUUGAAAUACAUCCACAGGUACACCUCCAAUUGACUCAAAUUAUGUCAAUUAGCCUAUUAGAAGUUUCUAAAGCCAUGACAUAAUUUUCUGGAAUUUCCCAAGCUGUUUAAAGGCACAGUCAACUUAAUGUAUGGAAACUUCUGACCCACUGGAAUUGUGAUACAGUGAAUUAUAAGUGAAAUAAUCUGCCUGUAAACAAUUGUUGGAAAAAUUACUUGUGUCAUGCACAAAGUAGAUGUCCUAACCGACUUGCCAAAACUAUAGUUUGUUAACAAGACAUUUGUGGAGUGGUUGAAAAACGAGUUUUAAUGACUCCAACCUAAGUGUAUGUAAACUUCCGACUUCAACGGUAUAAGGUAUUAUAUAAGCCAAUGGUCAUCUAUAAGGCAUUUAUUCAGUGAUUUUCUUCUUUGUCUAAUUUUUGCCUUCAGAAAGUAUGCAUACCCCUUGACUUAUUCCAGAUUUUUUUGUGUUACAGUUGAAUUCAAAAUGGAUUAAAUAUAUUUUUUUUUAAUCUCACUCAUCUACACUCAAUACCCCAUAAUGACAAAAUGAAAACAUGUUUUUAGAAAUGUUUGCAAAUGUAUUGAAAAUGAAAUACAUAAAUAUUGAAUUUACAUAAGUAUUCACACCCCUGAGUCAAUAAAUGUUAGAAUCACCUUUGGCAGGGAUUACAGCUGUGAGUCUUUCUGGGUACGUCUCUAAGAGCUUUGCACACCUUGAUUGUACAAUAUUUGCACAUUAUUCUUUAAAAAAUUCUUCAAGCUCUGUCAAGUUGGUUGUUGAUCUUUGCUAGACAGCCAUUUUCAAGUCUUGCCAUAGAUUUCAAGCCGAUUUAAGUCAAAACUGUAACUAGGCCACUCAGGAACAUUCAAUGUCGUCUUGGUUAGCAACUCCAGUGUAGAUUUGACCUUGUGAUUUAGGUCAGGGGUGGGCAAACCUUUUGGUUCAAGGGCCACAUUGAGUUUUUGAAACCAAGUGAAGGGCCACAUACUAUAUGCGUGACAAAACAUGUGAAGCCUUUAUUCAUUUUCACAUUGACACGCAACUAAUAGUGUACUGUAGGUGUACAUAGGCUUGCAGAACAAUUAUACUCUUGUACCAUCUCUACCCUUGUUUUCUGUGAACAAAUUUUUCACAAAUUUUUCACAAAAUUGAUAUAAUUUACAACAUCACAGACACAGUCAAACACACACAGAGAUCCUGCACCUCUACCCUUGUAAAGUACUAUCAAACUUACAGUCACAAUAUGCAAAUUUACAAAUAUAUAUAUAUAUUAUAUGACUGGAUACAUACAAAAUGUAACAGCAGAUGUGUACCAUGAUGUGGAUGCUACCAUGAUUAUGGAUAAUCCUGAAAAAAUCGUGAAUAAUAAUGAGUGAGAAAGUUAUAGACGCAUAAAUAGCAUACAUAAUUUCUGCAUCUGUAAUUCAUUAUUCACGAUUCAUUCAGGAUUAUCCGUAAUCAUGGUAGCAUCCACAUUAAUGUAGAAGUGUGAUGUGUGUGGGAUGGUGUGGCUGAAAUGCCGGGGCUGAAUUUUUGUCCCAGUCUGCCCCUGGUAGCAUUGCAUCACAAACAAUAGGCUAUAUUGCAAAAGUUACAAAUGUAAUGUUGCAGAAUGUAAUAUUGUAAAUGUAACAUUGCAGAUCAGACGUUACAUUUCAGUCUAGACUGUAGUGGAUACAAUGUAACAAAUGUGUCAUGCCCCUCAUGCUAGACUACAGAGUAGUAGCCUUCAUAUAUACAGUCAUUGGUAGUAGCCUAUAAAAUAGCUAGGUCCAGCGAGUAUGUGUAGAAUACCAAUAGACUUCCCGAGGUCAAAGCAUCGCAUUUGUUGUUUAUCAUUUAAAUAAUGCAGGAAUGUAAUAAUACGAUUUUUUGUAUUCCUCGUCGUGCCACGGUAUCGUUGAACCACGUGACCUUGCUGAUGAUGACGACAAUACAUUAAUUUAACCUAGUCCGCUUCCUACUUCCUUACCCUGGCUUGGUUCUCUGCUUCAUCAACCUUUCUUGCGAUAAAAAUACAAAAUGACCCACCAAACGGGCAUACAAGGUAUCUAUUUCAUUUAAGUUCUGUUGUUGCUUUCUUAGCAUGUUUGAACUGUAUACAUCUUAAUUGAAAAAUCUGUUUUUAAUCGAUGUGCAAUGUUUUACUAUCAAUGCACCAGUUCAUACUGUACAGUACUAGCUAGCUAGCGAGCUAUCUGUGAUAAUUGAUUUGAUGCUCUGCUAAGAAGUAGCAACGGUAGUUAUGUGGCUAGGUGUCCUAAAAGAAUGGGCAGCCAGAUACAAACAAUGUGUGUGUCUCUGCCUCUGCUCUAGCAAAAAACAACAACAUUUAGGCUCGGGCAACGCCUUCAUUGAAACAUCUGGCAUUCAAAUGUAACUAAAAUGGUCCAGACAGCAAGCAACCUGUCAGACAAACAUUUACAUAAAAAAUGAGCUGACAAAUAGCCUACACUAAAGUAUCUGAGUACUUUCAACCCAAUGGCAGAUAUCGAUAUUGUAUUUUUCAUUUGCACAAUGAUUGAAAUAUUUAUGCAAGUGAUACUGAAACGUGUUUGUUUCUGUGUGUGUGGGUGUGUGUGGACGUGUUUAAAUAUUCUUGUGGGGACCAGAAGUCCCCACAAGAAUAGUAAACAAACAAACAUUUGACAAACUGGGGACAUUUUGUUAGUCCCCACGAGGUCAAAUGCUAUUUCUAGGGGGUUUAGGGUUAAGGUUAGAAUUAGUGUUAGGGUUAGAAUUACGUUAAGGGUUAGGGGCUAGGGUUAGUUUUGGGUUAGGGUUAAGGUUAGGUUUUUGGGUUAAGGUUAGGGUAAGAGUAUGGGUUAGGGUUAAGGGUUAUGGAAAAUAGGAUUUUGAAUGGGACUGAAUUGUGUCCCCCCACAAGGUUAGCUGUAAAAUACUGUGUGUGUGUGUGUGUGAUGUGAAUGUAGUUUUGACAACAUGGAUGAGUGAGGAUCCUACUCACCAAGCAACUCGCACACACUUGCGUUAAAAGGUUCAUAUGGUGACCUCGACAACAUGCAUGUAAAAUUGUGGUGUGCCACGUUGUUAAAAUUUGUGAGUGGGAAGGAGAUUGCUGUAGGUCGCAUGCGUUCAUCCUACUAUUUGCUCAGUAUGGGCUUAUGUGAGAGAUAGACCUAUGCCAGGGAUGGGCAACUCAGUCGGGGUCUCAAUUUACUGGUGAGAGUUAAAAUAACAGAAUACACAAGGUGCAAUUUAGAAAUGUGGUUUUGUAUCAGCAGUCACCCAAUUAGCCCAUGUCAGAUUUAUUUUUUAGAUUGGUAAAUUAGUCUAGUGGCCAGCUGGUCGAAUUACCGACCAGGAUGGGGCCAAGUGAUCAUCAGUUAUCAUAUUAAAAACUGCAAACAUUUGCCUCCACCCUAUGACAAAAUGUGUACAAUUGCAGGAAAUUAGCUGUAAAACUGCACAUUUCUCUCCACCCAUGGCAAAAUGAGUAGUAUUGCAUGAAAUUAGUUACAAAAUUGCAGGAAAUGAAUUUUCAAACUAAAUGUAUUUAUCUUCGCUGGCACGAGGGGGGACUGGUGUCACGAGGGAGGGGGUACGCAGACACACGAGCCACUGCGGCCCCUCAUGAUGAGUUCCGUUUUUUUGUGGCCCCCACCCCCAUCAAAGUUGCCCAUCCCUGGCCUAGGCCAAUGGGACCAGGAGGUGUCCUAGCAGGCUUGUCCAUUUCUCUCCAUUUACUAAAUGCUCUAUAUGUGGACCAAACUUCUGUGGCAAAGAUUGUUUUGAAUAGCUGAAGAUAAUUACAUGGUUUGUACUUUGGAAGGUUUUAACAUGGGUUUAACUGAAGUCAUUACAGCUAGCUGAAUUUCUGUAAGCCCAAUUUCAGUGGUGUGGCUUCUACUAUGAAACACCCAUCGUAGAACACAUUGCAUGUUUGUGCCGAUACCAAACUCACUUCCCCACUGUUUUUCUAGCUGGUAACGACGUGAAGGACAUCUUUGCCAGUGCAAGGUGUGGAGACCAAUAUCGACUCUUAAAGAUUGUGAUUGAGGAUGGUAAGAAGUGUUUAUUUUUUUACUGAUCUGACCAUAAACAUAUCUAAUGUUUGUCACCAAGGUUGUCUCUCAAGGAUAUAUUACAGAUCUUUUUUUUUAUUAAAACAGUUGCCGAAAUGUUGGAAACCCCAGAGAGAUUCUAUUCACCAAAAUUAUGUUUUUACUAAAUUCUGAUAAUAUUUGUGUUACAGAGCAGCUAGCUUUGGGCGAGAUCAGGCAAGCAUCAGAGACAUGGGACCAAGAGUAUGACUCGUUAGUCCUGCCUCUACUACAGGACGACCUGCCAUCUUAUAUCCUGUACCGGCUGGACUCCUCCAACAACCAGGGCUAUGAGUGGAUCUUCAUGGCCUGGUCACCUGACCACUCUCCUGUAAGCAACUCAUCUCACCCACAGAUGUCAGCUUCCCUUUGCUAAUUAUGUUGCACAGUCAUGUCAAUGACAAGUCUCUGCAUGCUCACAAAUCACAACAGACCCUUAGCAGAAAUGUUUUGUGUUGAAUACUGAUUGUUGUUGGUUAUAUGUAGUUUGCAAUGUAGUGCAAAUGUAACAUUUAGCUUUAAUUUUGGGAAGCAAAUUUGAUUCUGAGUUCGGACAUAUAAAGUUUGUAUGUGAAAACUACUUCUAAGAUGCAUGCAUUCAGUUUUUCCGAACUCAUUUCACUCGCGCUAAAGAGGGUUGCUCGCUCGGCUGGUGCUGGUACAUGUGCAGAUCAAAUAUAUCGCUGGAACGCCUAUUAUUGUGUUUACAUGUCCUAAUAAUUUAAAGGAUUGCUCAGAAAACGGGACCACCCAUACAAUUUUUUUUUUUUUAUAAAUGUAUGCACGCAUGACUGUAAGUCGCUUUGGAUAAAAGCGUCUGCUAAAUGGCUUAUUAUUAUUAUUAUUAUUGCAUAAUCUGCCUACUGCCAUAAUCAGUUUAAUAUAGAAAUGAUUACUGUGCAUGUAAAAGUACUCACUGAAACAUCCAAAUGGGCUGCAUUUAUUUAGUGCUUAUCCAGGCACAGUUUGCUCUCCUAUGGAAAAAAUAAUGGGAGUUUAUGUUGAGGCAGCAAGAGAAGAAUCAGAAAUCAUGUGAAACAUGGAUAAAAUCACUGAAUGUCAUUGAGUUAUAGAAAGUGGAUGGAAUAGAUAAAUGUAAACAGACUGCUUUUCCAGUACCCUUGGUGUAUUCACUAAUACAUUCUAUUUCAAACAGGUGCGACAUAAGAUGUUAUACGCUGCUACCAGGGCCACACUAAAGAAGGAAUUUGGUGGGGGGCUUAUCAAAGAUGAGCUUUUUGGCACUACAAAGGUUGGUUAGAUUAUCUGUAUUAGUUUAGAUUGUCUUGUGAAAUCCUCUUAUGCCUUUCUGUAAUGAAGAACUUGGAAGAUCAGAUUUUCUGUCUGCUUUGUCAUUCAGGUUGUUGUAAUUGAAGUAUGUAUAUUUUUUAUGUUCAAGUAUAGGUAUAAACAUAGAAUAACCUUCCAGUAUGGCAUUGCUCAGUAAAUUGGCAAUUUCACAUUAUCGCACAUAGCCUAUAAGAUGGAGGAUCGAGUAUUGUCAAAUAUGUAUUGUACGUGAAUUGUAUGUGUGUAUAUAAAAGGCUAACUGGUAUGGGAUCCUCUCUUCCCUCCUGAUUCUCCUCCAGGAGGAUGUGUCUCUGAGUGGCUACAAGAAGUACCUGGUGACCAAGGCCGCACCACUACCACUCACUGCUGCUGAGGAGGAACUACGACAGAUCAAACUCAGCGAGGUACACACACACACACACACACACACACACACACACACACACACACACACACAGACAGAGAACAGUAUUCACACUUCCUGUGAUGUUUAAAAGUGAUUCUGUGCACAAGUCAUUCUGUUGGUUGACAGUGUCAUUGUUAAAUGGGUGUGGAUUCAAACCUUUCUUUUAGCUUUGAAACCAAGACAUCUAGGCAAACUGUGUGUUCUUCUUUGGGAGGGGUUCUGAGCACUGAGAGCAACUCAGCAAUAUAUACAGUAAACUCAUAGCAUAUGCUUUGAAUUGUGUUCAAUCCAAAAGACAGUGUUGAAUAUUAAUGACAGCUGGUGAUACCUUCCCCCAUAGACCACAAGGUCAGCAAUACAGCUGUGCAUAAUGCUGACCUGGCACAAAGAGUCACUGGAAAGGUGCUGAUGCAUUAGAACUACAGGAAGUUGGCAGAUGGAUGACUAACCGCGGCAGGUAGCCUAGCGGUUAAGAGCGUUGGGCCAGUAACCGAAAGGUUGCUGAUUUGAAUCCCCGAGCCAGCAAGGUAGAAAAAUCUGCCCUUGAGCAAGGCAGUUAACCUCCAAUAGCAACUGCUCCCUGUGCUCCGAUGACGCGGACGUCGAUUAAGUUGGCCUCCCGCACCUCUUUGAUUCAGAGGGGUUGGUUUAAAUGCGGAAGACACAUUUCGGUUGAAUGCAUUCAGUUGUGCAACUGACUAGGUAUCCCCUUUCUCUAUUACCCCUGUAUGGGUCUAGACCCAUAGCUAUAUAAAUGGGUGUUUUUUUUUUGGUGUAAAAAAAAUCACAAUGCACUGUAAGCAAUAGGAUGUUGUUGUUGAGAUCUCCCACUAAAUACACGGGUCUUGAACUAAAAUGUUCUGUAUAAAUCAAAUCAAAUCAAAUUUUGUUAGUCACAUACACGUGUUUAGCAGAUGUUCUUGCUGGUGUAGUGAAAUGCUUGUAUAGUCAGCCUAUACGAGGGGCCACCUUUGAAAGUUGAUGAAUGAUCAUUCAAUACUUUGCAUUGAUUCUGUCCAGGAAAGCACUUGGACAAGGUCACACCACUGUGCGUUGGCUUGGCUCCACUGAUAAGAUCUGGGUACACUGUUAUGUGAUAGCCAGUGCUUGAUUUGCUACUAACGAUGAAGAAUGUCAAGUUUGCUUUUCUCAUUGGUAGUUGUAAGAUGUGAUUAACCAAAGAGAAAGUAACAUACAGUGACUCGUGAUUCCAACCAAACCAAAGUGAGUCUUCUUAAAGAGGAAACAAGCUAGUUGCUGUGACUGUCUGUCUGUCACAUAAACAAGAUGUUCAAACUCCAUAUAAGGAAGUAGUCUGAGAAGCAUUCAGUCACUCCUAAAUACAUUUACAUUUUAGUCAUUUAGCAGACGCUCUUAUCCAGAGCGACUUACAGUUUUUUAGUGAGUGCAUACAUUUUCAUACUGGCCCCCCGUGGGAAUCGAACCCACAACCCUGGCGUUGCAAACGCCAUGCUCUACCAACUGAUCUACACGUGACAAUAAAAAGCUAGAAUGGAGAAAACAGGCUAGCACUUCUCCCAAUUGACCAGCUGUUGAAAGGGAGAUAAACAACAUUUGUCUUUGUGGAAGCAAAGAGGCUUUGAAAUAUGUAUUUAUCAUUAAUGUGCCUGGACAGAGCGAGACUGCCUUGACUAAGUUAAUGGAUGAAACCCACAAUCAUUUUGGUACAUGAGGUGGGUGCACCGCAUCGGCUGCUCAAUCAUGUGUACACAACAGAGCCUUUAAUUCCGAGGGAACCAACAGGGCUCUAAAAAUAGGUGCAAUCCAUCAGUAUAAUCCCCCUCCAUUUCCAGUCUUUAAGGUGAUUUUAGAAGAGGUGCCUCAUCACUCCUGUCUUUCCUGUCCAGAUAUAGAAACAUUAGCCACAUCAGACAUUAUCCCCAAUGUGGAGAAUCUGAGAGGGGAUGAAUGUUCUGGAUUUCUUUGCCUCGUAUCUACUUUAUAGGAAUUUAAGGUGGCCAGGUCUUCCUUGGGAAAGAGAUCUAAUGACUUCACAAAGGGACUUCCUGGUUAAAUAAAAUAUUUAAUAUUGAUGGAUUCACUAGCACUACCACUAGUGAGCUGUGUGUUGACUAUGAUAAAGGUUAAGUUGUCUUACAUUGUUUUCUCUGUGUUGUGUUCAGGUGAAGACUGACAUCAGUGUGGACACCAAGCAGCAGACACUGCAGGGAGUGGCGUUCCCUAUGCAUGGAGACGCAGUCGAGGCGCUCGAACAAUUCAGGGACAAGCAAGUCAACUACGUACAACUUGUAAGUACUUCUCCCCCUCUGUCGCUUUUCCAGGUGAGUCAGUUGAGAACAAGUUAUGUUCCUCUUUUAUCCUCAGGCUUCUCUGUAGACUGUCAAAGGAAUUUUGGAGUCAGGAGUUCUGUUUAGAACAGUACGAUGUGUUUUCUUUUUAACCAAAGUGUCAUUGUGUCAGUUCUCAUUGACAUUCAAGGGCUUGUGUCACAAGAUCAGAUUUGGGGACAAAGGCAUAACUGUGACACUUCGAGCCGGCUCUGCCUUGUUCUCAUAAUGGACAUGUUAUCAAAAUAGCUAUUCAAUAAAUCACACAAAGAUGAAAUUACACUUUAUUAGAGCGUAAUUAUCCAACUGUCAUAUCUGGUUAAGUCAUAGUAUGGUUUCAUUUCUACUCUCGAUAGGAAAUAGACUUUGCCAAAGAACUCAUUAGGUUGUCUAACACUGAACCGACCGAGGUGAAAGACCUGCCCAAGAGGAUCCCCACAGAGUCCGCUCGCUAUCACUUCUUCCGCUACAAUCAUUCCCACGAGGGAGACUACCUGGAGUCCACAGGUGAAUAUAUUUACACCACUGUUUUCACAAAGAACAAUAGAAGAGAACCAACUAAAGACACCAAGCACAGCUGUCGUCAUAUCUGUAUACAUAUUUACUGCGUUGAAUAUCUGUGAUUCUGAUGGGACAUCCUCCAUUGUUAUUUUGCCUUUUGCAGUGUUCAUUUAUUCCAUGCCGGGGUACAAGUGCAGCAUCAAAGAGAGGAUGCUCUAUUCCAGUUGCAAAAAUCCUCUGGUGGACAUGGUGGAGAACAACAUGCAAAUUGACAUUUUGAAGAAGGUAAGGACCAAAAGAUCAAGCUAUUUUUGUAUGACUUUAACAUUACCUAUAAGUGGUGUUAACACCAAUCAAAGUGUUCCAUGUGCCUUAGGGUUCAGUAAAAAAAUCUGUAGGUUUGGUUCAGGUUCAUUUAGUUUCAAUUCAGGAAGUAAACUGACACUCCUAUUCAAAUUUUUCUCAAAGCGUUUACUUCCUAAAUUGACUGAAUUUAUAUGGAAUUGACUCCAACCCUGGUUUGGUUAACAGUCCAACUCCUCACUAUUCGUGUGGGACUGUUCACAGCUGGAGAUUGAGAGCGGGGAUGAGCUGACUGGUGACUUCCUGUAUGAGGAAGUCCAUCCCAAGCAGCACGCACACAAGCAGGCCUUUGCCAAGCCCAAGGGCCCCGCUGGGAAGAAGGGAGGACGCCGCAUCACCAGACCGCCUGGAGAUGGAGAAGAGGAUGACUAA
This is a messenger RNA of Coregonus sp. 'balchen', 21017 nucleotides long. NCBI's taxonomy places the organism in Eukaryota, Metazoa, Chordata, Actinopteri, Salmoniformes, Salmonidae. The record is from the annotation of a GenBank genome assembly.